AUGUUUGGGAAAUUUUCAAGAAUAUUGUUCGGUGGGUUAUUUACUAUAUCGACCCUUGCUGUAGGGUCUCUAUACUUGUUCCAAAAUAAGUUGGUGUAUCCUUCAUGGGCACAAGGAGCUAGAAAUCAUGUGGACACACCAGAUACCAGAGGACUUCCAUAUAAGCGUAUUAAGCUAACAACUAGAGAUGGUAUGAAGCUUGAUGCCUUUGAUCUUCGGAAGGAGGAGUCCACAACUACAGUUGUAAUAUUGUGCCCAAACGCUGGUAACAUUGGUUAUUUCAUCCCAAUUAUGGAGAUGUUCUAUCGUCAGUUUAAUAUGAGUGUUUUUAUUUACUCCUAUAGAGGUUAUGGAAAAUCGGAUGGUUCUCCUUCAGAAAUCGGAUUAAAGAUCGAUGCGGAUAGUGCGAUGUCUUACCUUGCUACUGAUGAAUUUCAUAGGCAAAGGAAAUUAGUAUUAUACGGGCGUUCUAUUGGUGGAGCAAAUGCAAUCUAUAUUGCUUCAAGGUUUGGUAAUAUGAUUGAUGCUGUUAUAUUAGAAAAUACCUUUUUGAGUAUCACGAAGGUUAUACCGUAUAUUUUUCCUUAUUUGGCAAAAUUUGCAUUCUUAUGUCAUGAAGUGUGGAAUUCAGAAGAAGAAAUUACCAAGAUUCCAUCUGAAAUAUCCUUUUUAUUUCUACGAGGUUUAAAGGAUGAGAUAGUUCCGCCUCCUCAUAUGACUGAAUUAUAUUCUCUGUGUCCUAGUAAAGAUAAAGAGAUGUACGAAUUUCCGUUAGGUCAUCAUAAUGACACGAUUUUACAAGAUGGGUAUUGGAAUAUAAUAGGUGAAUAUUUAAUGAAAAGAAAGCUUAUUAGUAAAUAA
Maudiozyma barnettii is the source of this 861-nucleotide messenger RNA. RefSeq lists its product as uncharacterized. The record is from RefSeq and is a predicted model, not a curated record. Bases 1 to 861 code for a protein of 286 amino acids. The transcript has a single exon. Lineage: Eukaryota; Fungi; Ascomycota; Saccharomycetes; Saccharomycetales; Saccharomycetaceae. Gene Ontology annotation, molecular function: palmitoyl-(protein) hydrolase activity. Gene Ontology annotation, cellular component: membrane.